Colias croceus (clouded yellow) is the source of this 3846-nucleotide messenger RNA. RefSeq lists its product as uncharacterized. NCBI's taxonomy places the organism in Eukaryota, Metazoa, Arthropoda, Insecta, Lepidoptera, Pieridae. The coding region runs from base 1 to 3846 and encodes 1281 amino acids. The transcript has 2 exons. The record is from RefSeq and is a predicted model, not a curated record.
AUGCGCCUAAGAAGUAGAAUAUUACCCCAGGCGGGUACCAAAGUUAAAAACGAUGGAGAAUCCCGCCCCGGGCCUACGAGCCCGGGCUGCCCCUCGUACUCUGGGGGGGGCAACGUAUCGCUAAUUGCCCAGUCUCAUACUGUUGCAACACAGUCAAUACAUGAUGAAUCAUCAUCAUGUUAUUCACCACCGUCAUCAGUGAUAUCAUCUGUCAACUCAUCACCACAAUCCAUUUCAUCAACCCAACAAUUUAGAUCACCCCAUUUAUCAUCUACGUCAUCAUCACAAUCCAUCGGGGAUGUUGCGCAGGAGGCUAUUUCAGCUAAAGUUACUGCGCCCGCCCUAGAUGGACGGCGCACACGUAAAACGUGGUCUAGGGAAAUGAAUAUUUUCAUCAUGCGCCAUUAUUUCAUCCUCACAGACCUUGAAAUAAACACAAAAUCAUACCUCACACCAUUACAUGCACGUUUUAUAUUAGAAUUUCCUGACAUGGCUGAGGUAGGAAAACAAAGAAUAGGGGACCAACGCCGUGCCAUUGUCCAGCGUGGUUUCCUUAAAAACCAAGAAAUCCAUAAUAUUAAAGAGGAAGUUAGAGCUUUAUUGCAAAAUACAACAGCAUCAGAACAGAAUAAUAUUACAGACUACACCCAAUCACGUAGAAUCAGAUGGACGGAUAAACUAAAUGAAGAAAUUAUGAGAAGUUAUUACCGUUUAACAAAACUCGAAACCGAUCUAACUACAUAUAGGCCACUACUGCAUCAAGAUGUAAUCUCUAAGUGCCCUUCAAUCGCACACCUUUCAGUGCAAAGAAUAGCAGACCAACGCAGAUCCAUCGUCCAUAACAAGCUUUUAUCUACUGAUAAAUUAAACACAAUAAGAGAAGAAAUCAAAAAUGAACUGAGCACUACGAUAUUACAACUUUCAGACGAAAAUACUACAAUCGAUGCAACGCAAGCAAGUUAUAACUAUCAGACCCCUCAAGUGACACAAACAUUCACUAGUGAACAAAUCCCUGCUACUACACAAACUACCCAAGAUUCACUAAAGCUUCCUUCAGAAUUAACUAAACAAUUAGAAGAACUAUUUACAGAUAUUUAUACUAGAUUUAAAGACUCAGAUCCUACAAAGCGGCCAUAUAUUCCUAAACUAAAACCUUCAAAGAAAUUAUCAUCUACUGUAAACUACAUCAACAAUGAAAUACUUCCAAAACUACUGAAAUCUGACGUAGACUUUAACACAAUACAGACAUUAAUAUACAGUGCUGCCUUCACCUCGGCUAAGUUUAUUGGUGCUAGAAUUAUAGAAGAUGAAGUAACAUGUAGUAAACAACAGAGAAUCCCAUGGUGGCAAAGAAGACUAGAAGGCAGAAUUAAAGAUCUGAGAGCAAACAUAGGUAGACUUAACGAAUAUGUUAAAGGCGUUCGAAAACUUUCACAACCCAAUAAUUCCCACGACAGUAACUGUAUUCCGCCAACAUCUGAAUCACUACAAACAUAUUGGUCAAAUAUUUGGUCUCAACCUAUUGAACACCGACAUAACCAGUGGAUUGACGAAGAUAAAGAAAUAUUGAAUCAUGUCCCAGAUAUGGAAUUUGAACAAAUUCAGAUAGAUCUUUUAAAAAGUGUCAUAGAGCGUUCCCACAACUGGAAAGCCACAGGUACAGAUAAUAUACACAAUUUCUGGUACAAAAAACUUACACGUACGCAUGAACUGUUACUUAAACAUAUCAACACAUUCAUUCAAUCACCCAAUUUACUGCCAUAUUACAUCACACAAGGUUUAACAUAUAUGCUACCAAAAGAUCUAUCAGAUUCUGAAAACCCCUCCAAAUAUCGCCCCAUCACUUGCUUACAGAAUAUAUAUAAAAUAAUUACUGCAUGCUUAAGUGAGUCUAUCUAUAAACACAUACAUGAGCACAACAUUAUGGCAGAAGAACAGAAAGGAUGUCGCAAAAACAGCCAGGGCUGUAAAGAGCAAUUAACCAUCGAUUCAGUAGCAUCAAUACAAGCACUCAGACAAAAACGUAGCAUCUAUACCAUGUACAUCGACUAUAAAAAAGCUUUCGAUUCCGUACCACACUCAUGGCUGAUAUACAUUUUGAAACAUUACAAAAUCAAUCACACUAUUAUUCACUUUUUAGAAAAUAUUAUGCGUAAUUGGAACACUAAACUAAAAGUACACAAUUCUCAAAAAACUACCGAAACUGAUGUCAUCUCAAUUAAAAGAGGUAUUUUCCAGGGAGACUCAUUGAGUCCCUUAUGGUUCUGCCUAGCUCUUAACCCACUCUCACAUAUGCUAAAUAGACAACGUAUAGGAUUCGAAAUUAAACACAACACCCAACAUACAACUCUUUCUCACCUCAUGUAUAUGGAUGAUAUAAAACUCUUUGCAGGCACAUCUGAUGAUAUCCAUACACUUGCCACCAUCACACAGAACUUCUCAAAUGAUAUUUGCAUGGAAUUUGGUAUAAACAAAUGCAAAAUUCAAUCUAUCAACAAAGGUGUCGUAGAACAGGCUCCUUAUGAACUACCAAGUCACGAAAUAAUAGAUACAGUAGACCCUGUGGAAGGAUAUAAAUAUUUAGGUUAUACUCAGUCACAAGAAAUCCACCAUAAAGAAAUCAAAAAGCUACUUCAACAAAGUUUUAAGAACAGACUUCAUAAGAUACUUCAUACCCAACUCAACGCAAGGAAUACAAUUAAGGCUAUUAACACGUUUGCCAUACCCAUAUUAACGUACUCUUUUGGAAUCAUUCGAUGGAACCAAACCGAACUUGCAACACUUCAAAGAAUUAUCAACACCACAAUGACUAAGCACAGGAAGCACCACCCUAGAUCAUGUAUACAAAGAUUAACCUUACCUAAAUGUGAAGGAGGAAGAGGUCUCAUCGACAUCAAGAAUCUUUAUAAUAAACAGCUCAUACUACUCCGAACUUUCUUUCACAAGCGCUCUAAUCAAUCACCUUUACACAACGCCAUUUGCCAAGCCGACUCAUUCACACCACUCACACUUGCAGACCAUACUAAACAAAUUAAUAUAACCUCCAAACAGCAGAAAAUAGACGUUUGGACGACAAAAUCCCUUCACGGCCGGCAUCGUCUUGAUCUAACCAACCCCGUCGUUGAUAAAAUUGCAUCAAACGCAUGGUUGAAACGAGGUGAACUGUUUCCCGAAACAGAAGGAUUUAUGCUGGCUAUCCAAGACCAGGUAAUUGACACAAAAAAUUAUAGAAAAUACAUCAUACGUGAUAGUACUAGUAGCGAUCACUGCCGACACUGUCAUAAACAACCUGAAACAAUCCAGCACAUAACAGGUGCAUGCUCAUCCAUCACACAAACUGACUAUAAACACAGACACGACCAGGUAGCAGCUAUAGUACACCAGACACUUGCAUACAAACACAAACUCAUUACAGAAAAAACACCAUAUUAUAAAUACACCCCACAAAUCAUUUUAGACUCACCGGACUUCAAGAUGUAUUGGGACAGAACAAUACUGACCGAUAAAACUGUACACCAUAAUCGACCAGACAUAACACUUCACGAUAAGAAAAAUAAAACUAUAUAUUUAAUAGACAUAGCAAUCCCGAACACACAUAAUCUUAGUUCCACCCACACAAAUAAACUAUCAAAAUAUACAGAUUUAUCAAUAGAACUCAAAACCCAGUGGCAGGUACACACCGUUAAAACUAUCCCUAUUAUUAUUUCUAGUACAGGCGUCAUCCCCAAAACUCUACACACCAGUCUGAAAACUCUUAACUUACACCCUCUCACAUACGCUCUGCUACAGAAAGCAGUCAUACUAAAUACCUGCAGGAUUGUAAGGAAAUUCCUAUCUAUAGACUGA